This is a messenger RNA of Penicillium vulpinum, 2550 nucleotides long. RefSeq names its product cysteine--tRNA ligase. The record is from RefSeq and is a predicted model, not a curated record. Gene Ontology annotation, molecular function: ATP binding; cysteine-tRNA ligase activity. Gene Ontology annotation, biological process: cysteinyl-tRNA aminoacylation. Bases 1 to 2550 code for a protein of 849 amino acids. The transcript has 2 exons. NCBI's taxonomy places the organism in Eukaryota, Fungi, Ascomycota, Eurotiomycetes, Eurotiales, Aspergillaceae. Gene Ontology annotation, cellular component: cytoplasm.
AUGAGUCGAUCUGGUCCUGACAAGAGCCCCUCCCCCUCCAUUGCCUUUGCUUCCCUCUUUAUGCUCUCCCCCCGACCUUCCCUUCUUCCCUUUUCUUUCUUUUCACCGUCCAAACAGCGGUUUUUAUUGUCGGUCACAUCUUUCAGGUCCAUGUCUUCUCGCCAGCAGCCGCCAUGGCGGCAACCGGCCUCUAGCCCGGACGCGCAACUGCCUCCAUUGAAGGUGUGGAACUCGUUGACGAAGUCCAAGACCCCCUUCGUCCCGAUCGACCCCGCGGGAAAGAAAGUUGUGUGGUACGCGUGCGGACCGACUGUUUACGACGAUGCGCAUCUUGGACAUGCCCGAAACUAUGUUAGCACUGAUAUUAUUCGGCGAAUUAUGCGCGACUACUUCAAGUUUGAUGUUAAAUUUGUUAUGAACAUUACAGACGUGGAUGACAAGAUCAUUCUCCGCGCCAGACAACAACAUUUGUUUAACGAAUUCGUCGGUGUCAACCCUACGAUUACCCCGGAGGUCCUGGAUACUGUCAAAAACGCUUUCGUCGCCUAUUUAAAGAAGAACCUUCCCUUGCUUGACUCAGAACUUCCUCCAUCGAAGUACCAGAAUGAGGUUGAAAAAACCUAUGCGACUAUCUUGAACGGUGGCGCUUUGCCAGGAAACGAGAAGGCAGGUGAUGAUGAGGCCAAGGUUAAGAUGCACAUCAAGACGGCUGCGUCGGCCGCAAAAGUCAUCGCGCAGGCGGAAACCCGCGAUGGCUCGAGUGCCGACGCUCUCUUCGCUGAGUCGUUCUAUACGAACGCGCAGGAUCUCAUUUUGCCUUAUCUUGAUGCCCUGAAGGGUGCAUUGGUUGAUGCGAACGAUCACAGUAUCUUCACCAAGUUGACCAAGAGAUACGAGGAACGCUUCACUAAGGAUAUGCGGGACCUGAACGUUCUUGACCCCACCGAGUUGACUCGCGUGACGGAAUAUGGUGAUGAGAUUGCGGCCUUUGUGGAUCGCAUUGUUAAGAAUAAUUUCGGAUAUGCUACAAAGGAUGGAUCCGUGUACUUUGAUAUCAAUGCCUUCGAAGCUGCGGGCCACCCCUACGCUCGACUUGAGCCUUGGAGUCGCUCAGACAACAAAUUGGCCGCAGAGGGCGAAGGCUCUUUGGCUAGUAAAACCACAGAAAAGCGCGGUCCUUCUGAUUUCGCUCUCUGGAAGUCGUCCAAGCCAGGCGAGCCGAGCUGGUCCAGCACCUGGGGCAAGGGUCGCCCUGGUUGGCACAUUGAAUGCUCAGCUAUGGCAUCAGCUCGGCUGGGCAACCAGAUGGAUAUUCACUCUGGUGGUAUUGAUCUUGCCUUCCCGCACCACGACAAUGAGCUGGCCCAGAGUGAGGCAUACUGGCACGGUGACCACGACCAUGAGCAAUGGGUUAACUACUUCCUGCACAUGGGCCAUCUGUCCAUCCAAGGAUCCAAGAUGUCUAAGUCGUUGAAGAACUUCACUACCAUCAGAGAAGCGCUUGAUCGCAAGGACUGGUCGCCGAGAAGUCUGCGCAUUGUUUUCCUUCUGGGUGGCUGGAAGGACGGUGUUGAGAUCACAGAAGAUCUUGUGAACACUGGUAGCUCAUGGGAGGAGAAGGUGAACAACUUUUUCCUUAAGGUGAAGGAUCCUGCUGCUCUCCAGUCGUCAGGCACCGACACCACCUUUGCUGCUGACCUGGAGGCGACUACGAAGGCAGUCAACGACCAGCUCUGUGAUUCUUUCAACACCCCCGCUGUCAUGGCGUCGAUUUCAGAACUUAUCUCUAAGUUCAACAUUGCUGACAAGGCCACUGUGCCUUCUGAGGAUGUCCAUGCUGCAGCCCAAUGGGUCACCUCCAUGGUGAACAUUUUCGGUCUUAACGGCACCGCCUCGGCUGACAGCACUGAAAUCGGCUGGUCUGGUAUUGAUAUCCCCGAUGAGGCCAAGCCCUACCUGUAUCCUCUGUCGGCCCUGCGUGACACGCUCCGUGAAGCCGCGCGGUCCAAGCAUGGAAUCUCUGCCAAGGAUGUCGAGGCGGCAGUUGCCCAAGCAUCGGCACCCAAAGAAACCUCCGAAUCUGCCAAGCCAUAUGCGGAGCUUUUCUCCAACUUCCGUGCCAAGGUGGAGUCUUUGGGAUCCUCUGAUUCUAUUGGCAAGGAUAUCCUGUCUCUGUGCGACCGCGUUCGAGAUAUCGACCUCUUUGAUGUCGGUAUCGCCCUCGAAGAUCGUGAAAACCAGCCUGCCCUAGUCCGACCUGUGACCCAAGAGAUGCUCAAGGCACGGGAAGAGAAGGAAGCCAAGGCUCUCCAAAAGCAGGCUGAGAAGCUGAAGAAGGAGCAGGAAGCUCUCAAGAAGGCCGAGAAGGGCAAGCUGAGCCAUCUAGAGAUGUUCCGCACCAACGAGUACAGCGCCUGGGAUGAAGAAGGCAUGCCUACCCGUGACACUGCUGGCGAGGAAAUCACAAAGAGCAGGGCGAAGAAGCUCCGUAAAGAGUGGGAGCGUCAGAAGAAGGCACAUGAGGCGUGGUUGGCUACUCAGGCCAAAUAG